CCGUGACUGGCAGUCCUUAGGUAGAGAAUUGAAGUUUCCCAAAACUACCCUGGAUGAUAUUUCAGAUGACAAAAGCAACCAUACUAACAAAGACAAAGCCCAUGCUUUGCUUAUCAAGUUCAUGCAACAACAUGGAAGUGAUGCAACCAAAGCCUGUCUGGCGGAAGCAUUGUUCAAAAUAGAAAGGCGAGACAUUGCUGAAAACCUCAUAGGCAAUGAGCAUUUUACUAGUAAAACAUCGCACGAACAGAUAUUCUUAUUUAAAGAGGAAGGAAGCUUUAAAAUCCCUGGUGAAAAUGGACAGGAUGUAAGAUUCCUCACAUGUCGGAACAUCCAGAAUGGCAAGUUGUACCUUGUAAGGGAGCUGACUGGGACGAAAUACGAAGAAUCCUGCAAAGCAUUGAAGCAACAGGACUCUAUUGCCGAUUCCAUCCUAAGUUCCCUUGAUGUCCACGGUAUCGUGGAGGAAGAAAGACAGAAAAAGGAAAACCAAAAGUUUAAAGAGGCCCAAGACAAGAUAACGGAGCUCCUAAAAAAUUGUCANGCCGAUUCCAUCCUAAGUUCCCUUGAUGUCCACGGUAUCGUGGAUGAAGAAAGAAGAAAAAAUGAAAACCAAAAGUUUAAAGAGGCCCAAGACAAGAUAACGGAGCUCCUAAAAAAUUGUCAGGAGCUAACCAACCGCAUUCAAAACCAGGAGAGAAAUGAGAAAGAAGUCUUACAACAGUUACAUGAAGAAAAGACAUCUCUUGCAGAAAUGCAGAGGCUAGGUACAGGUUUGCUGCAGUUAACUGGCAUUGUCUCACAUUUGAAGGACCCAUUUCCUCUUCAGGCGCAGAUGUACAGCUUUUCUCUCGGGCUGCGUGCGAUACUCAAAGACUUGCAGGAGAGAGUGAAGGUUCUGAAAGAAAUGGCUCCCAGCGGCGAAACURAAGGAAUUGAGAAAGUGCUAAACCAAUGUCGAAACCUGAGUAAGGAAAUCCAAAUGAAAGAAAACCGUUUUUUAAAACUCUCCAAGGCGGAUAAUCUUGAAGGCCAACAGCGUCYUCGAGAUGAGUGCUCGCCCUCUGCUCCGCAACCAAGAACGAGUGGGUAUCCUGUGGAUGUUCCUGAAGUUAGGAGAGCAAGCACCCAGCCAGUCUCUGAARGCGAAUUAAGAGCAUUGAGAGAGCAGGUUGCUCCCCCACCAGACCCUUUGGAG
Actinia tenebrosa (Australian red waratah sea anemone) is the source of this 1198-nucleotide messenger RNA. RefSeq lists its product as uncharacterized. Gene Ontology annotation, molecular function: protein binding. Gene Ontology annotation, biological process: signal transduction. NCBI's taxonomy places the organism in Eukaryota, Metazoa, Cnidaria, Anthozoa, Actiniaria, Actiniidae. The record is from RefSeq and is a predicted model, not a curated record.